GUCCUCGAACGGCAGAAUCUUAUCUCUGAUUGGCUCAGCCUUUAGUGACGCGGAGGGAUGCAGCCGGUUCCCCUUGUGAUAUAAAAGACCGGUAAAGAGAUAACGAGAUACCCAGAGAAACAUCAUCUGGUGACAGAAAGGAGAAGCCAAGGUCAGCAGAGAAGCGGCUGAAGAAAACAAGGUGCUAAAGAUGGCGAGCAAGCCGAAGUACCUCCUGAUUUUUGACUUUGACGAAACGAUCAUUAAUGAGAACAGCGAUGACUCCGUGAUUCAGGCGGCUCCAGGGAAGGAACUUCCGGAAUGGCUGCGUCAGACCUUCCAAGACGGUUUUUAUAACCAGUACAUGCAGAGGGUGUUUCAGUACAUGGCGGAAAAGGGAGUGAGGUUGGUGGACAUUAAAACCGUCUAUGAGAAAAUUCCACUCUCGCCAGGGAUGGCCGACUUGUUUCGGUUCCUGCUCAAGAAUCAAGAUCGAUUUGAGAUUAUCCUGAUUUCCGAUGCCAAUGUCUUCGGCAUCGAGAGCUCCUUGAGAAGUAACGGCUAUUAUUCUCUCUUCCGUCGAGUGAUUAGCAACCCUACGAAUACCGAAAACGGACACCUGAACCUAGGACCCUAUCACUCUCAUAACUGCCCUCAAUGCCCCGCCAACAUGUGCAAGAGGAAGGUGUUGACAGAAUACCUCGCCGAAAGGUCCCAAGGCGGAGUGACGUUCGAGAACGUUUUGUACGUUGGAGAUGGAGCGAAUGAUUUCUGCCCGUCUGUUAUAUUCACUUCCACAGAUGUCGCCUUCCCUCGAAAGAAUUACCCCAUGCACCAGCUGAUCCGGAAGAUGGAAGAGAAGCAGAAAGGAUCUUUCCAGGCCCGCGUAGUCCCGUGGGAUUCGGCUGAUGUGGUUUCUCGUUACCUCCAGGCGCUUCUUAACAAGUCGUAGGGGUUAUGAGGACACUCAACGCCAAGAACGCGGCACCGCAUCUUACGAUCAAUUUUCUCUAUGCAGCUCCUUUUACGUCACACCUUUUUAUCUUCUGGAACGGCGAGCUAUAAGUCUGAAAAUGCAAGACAAAGAAACAAA
Spea bombifrons (plains spadefoot toad) is the source of this 1072-nucleotide messenger RNA. It is a transcript of the gene PHOSPHO1, whose product is annotated as phosphoethanolamine/phosphocholine phosphatase 1. Gene Ontology annotation, biological process: bone mineralization involved in bone maturation. Bases 191 to 931 code for a protein of 246 amino acids. The transcript has 2 exons. NCBI's taxonomy places the organism in Eukaryota, Metazoa, Chordata, Amphibia, Anura, Pelobatidae. The record is from RefSeq and is a predicted model, not a curated record. Gene Ontology annotation, molecular function: phosphatase activity.